AUGCACUAUUUUUUUUUUUUACCUUCGCUUUUUUCUUUUCUCUGUUUCAAAAUUGCGUAUAAGUAUGGUCAUUGCAGGGCAACUGCUCCUGGGGAAUUUUUUAUUCAUUUCUUGUGCUUUUUAUUGCGUUCUCUCUAUUUCUAUUUCUUGUACCGAUUUGUAUUUUUUUUUUUUGUUUCUUUUUUUUUUUUUUUUUUUGGUUUUGGUGGACUGGGGAAGGUCGCACCACGUUGUCAUUUAUGCAUGUUUUGUUUGGAGCACGCAUUGCAGGGGGCGAUGCCGACGGGGGCAGUGAUGGAGCAGACGACUCAUAUCGGUCCCGCCGAAGUCACCGCGCUGCUUGUGCAGAGGGAUGUACCGAUUGCGUGUUCAACGAGACCCAACGGGGUACUUUUUGGUGGGAUUUUUCAUGGCCUUGGAAAAACAAAGAUUAAUGCGAAGUACCAUUCUCUCCAUUGGUCGUCGGCAGACCCAACACGAGCGCCAGCGGCCUGUUUUCCUCUAGUGGAAGACUCCCUUCACUGUGAAGUUGUUGGUGAAUUGAUUCAUGUAGUGAACGAUAAGGACACCGUUUCACACUUUGCUUCAAAGAAGACACGACAGUCUUUGGUUGGAUUGGUGAAACUCGUACAAGGUACGGAUGGUGUUUACACGAAAAGCAUCAUUCAACUGCACAGGUCAUGGCUUUUUUAUUCACAGAUGAUAUCGGAGAAGGAGAGUAGUUGUGGGAAUACUAUACAUGCUAUGGAGUUGUUUUGUAAAAAGUUGGUUAUGUGGAUCUUUAGCUGCUACGCGAGGGAGCCUACGACGCAACUGACACUUCGCCAGUUGGAAAAUGCAUUUCCACUACUUACUUCGGUGGAUGUACAAGACCGUCGCCGUGUUGUGAGUGGGGCUUUGACCCGUUUUGCAGGAGGGUUGCUCUCAUUUUACGACGACCGCGUCAUUGCAUUGAAACAUGUCCCCGUCCAUGCAUUCUCUUUGCUCUCUUUGGAAGAGUUUAGAAUGGUGACAUCAAUGGAGCAGGCAUCUGUUGCUUUUCUGUUCAAGUGUCAAAUGCGACAUGAAGAGGUUUUAGAGGCAUUGCAGACCGUGUUAGAUGCCUGGGGAAAACGUGGUGCUGCGUUAGCAUCAUCAUUUAUGCGAUUGGCUGUUGCGGUGAUUCUUUCACAUGCAAUUGGUACAUGUGCUUUGUUGCCCCAAGAUCUGAGAGGCUCGGUACGCCCCUUUGUUCUUCGCUACUUGCCAACACUACUGGUCCUUCACGGAGAGGAGCCCAUUCUUGGGAGGCUUGCCGCUUUGCUGCGGCAGCCAAAAACUCAUAAAAGGUCCACCCCGAUUUCAGUACGACGGAGAAUGGAAGAGAUCACACGGGCCGAACCGAUAGUUGUCGAGCCAUCUGCCGCGUGUGCGGAGAACGUUGCCCGAUCGGAGAUGGAGGGGGGAUACUUUUUUGAAUCCGUUGCACCUCUUCCGCAGUUGGACUCCGAGGUGGCCUGGAAGAUUGCAAAAUGUACAUGCCGUCACACGAUUGUCUCUUUUCCAAAGAAGCAUGCCUUGAGAAACAACGCGGUUGGUGGCUCGGAUCCGGACUGUCUAUUCUCCGCUUUUUUGUUUUCAUGUGCACGUCUGCACUUGUCGUGGCCGUUGCUUAAGUCUUUUGGGGACGAGGAGUUGUGCUUGAGUUUGAAUCUUGGCAAGGCCUCUCACGCAACACCGGACGAAGAAUUGGUGUGGAAAACAGAGAGGAAGAGGAAACGCGGGAGGGGACGGGCGUGA
This is a messenger RNA of Trypanosoma cruzi, 1779 nucleotides long. RefSeq lists its product as uncharacterized. The transcript has a single exon. The record is from RefSeq and is a predicted model, not a curated record. Lineage: Eukaryota; Euglenozoa; Kinetoplastea; Trypanosomatida; Trypanosomatidae. The coding region runs from base 1 to 1779 and encodes 592 amino acids.